Chionomys nivalis (European snow vole) is the source of this 4342-nucleotide messenger RNA. It is a transcript of the gene Topors, whose product is annotated as TOP1 binding arginine/serine rich protein, E3 ubiquitin ligase. NCBI's taxonomy places the organism in Eukaryota, Metazoa, Chordata, Mammalia, Rodentia, Cricetidae. Gene Ontology annotation, molecular function: ubiquitin protein ligase activity; metal ion binding. The transcript is spliced from 4 exons. Bases 163 to 3342 code for a protein of 1059 amino acids. The record is from RefSeq and is a predicted model, not a curated record. Gene Ontology annotation, biological process: protein monoubiquitination; protein polyubiquitination.
GCGUAAACGCUCAAGUUAGGAAUGGGUUUUGGGGUUCCGAACUGCAAGCAAACAGUCGGCCUUCGGCUUGCGGGCCGGGGGAUGUGGCACUGUGGAGUUCCAACGCCCGGGUUACCUACCACGGAGUAAAUCCAGUCCAGCGUGCGGCGACUCACUGGCCUCAUGGGGUCGCAGCCGCCGCCGCCGGGGUCUCCGCUGUCUCGCGAGGAGGGCGAGGCGCCCCCUCCGGCGCCUGCAGAGGAGGGGAGGCGCCGAAGCCGCCGGGUACGCCUUCGCGGAUCCUGCCGCCACCGGCCGAGCUUACUGGGCCGACGGGAGCUGGCCUCCGGCGGCCCAGCGGGACCUGCCACCGCGUCCUCGGAGAAACCAGGACUGCCUUACCUGUACCAGACAGGUCUACCACUGAGCUACAUAUAUUCCAAGAUGAUGGCCUCGGCUGCUAAGGAAUUUAAAAUGGAUAACUUUUCACCUAAAGCUGGCACUAGCAAAUUGCAGCAGACGGUCCCGGCUGAUGCCUCUCCUGAUUCUAAGUGUCCUAUAUGCUUGGACAGAUUCGAUAAUGUGUCUUACUUAGAUCGAUGCCUACAUAAGUUUUGUUUCCGCUGUGUGCAAGAGUGGUCAAAAAACAAAGCUGAAUGUCCACUGUGUAAACAGCCCUUUGAUUCUAUUUUCCAUUCUGUGAGGGCUGAAGAUGACUUCAAGGAAUAUGUCCUAAGGCCUUCAUAUAAUGGUUCUUUUACUGCUCCUGAGGUUCGAAGGUUCCGCUACCGGACAACUAUGACAAGAGAACGGAAUGCUUCCCUUUACUCAUCUGGUCCUACCAUAAAUAGAAGAACAACUACCCCACCAGACAGUGGAGUGCUGUUUGAAGGGUUAGGCAUCUCAGCAAGACCUAGAGAAGUUGAAAUUCCUCAAUUUAUGAGACAAAUGGCUUUAAGGAGGACAGCUACUGCAGAUGAAAGAUCUUUGCGGAAAAUUCAAGAACAAGAUAUUAUUAAUUUUAGACGAACUCUUUAUCGUGCUGGUGUUCGAGUUAGAAGCAUUGAAGAUGGUGGCCGCUACAGGGAUAUUUCAGCUGAGUUCUUCCGUAGAAAUCCCGCUUGCCUUCAUAGGUUAGUUCCUUGGUUAAAACGUGAGCUUACAGUUCUUUUUGGAACCCAUGGAUCUUUAGUCAAUAUUGUCCAGCACAUCAUUAUGAGUAACGUUACUCGCUAUGAUUUGGAGAGUCAGGCAUUUGUGUCUGACUUAAGACCAUUUUUGCUUAAUCGAACUGAGCAUUUUAUACACGAAUUUAUCAGUUUUGCUCGAUCUCCUUUCAACAUGGCAGCUUUUGACCAGCAUGCUAAUUAUGAUUGCCCUCCUUCGUCUGAAGAAGGCAGCCAUUCUGAUUCUUCAGUCAUAACGAUAUCACCAGAUGAAACUGAGACUCAAGAGCUGGAUAUGAAUGUAUCCACUGUUAGGCAGGCACCAUGGGAUGAUGAAACUCCCGGACCAUCUUACUCAAGUUCAGAGCAAGUGCAUGUUGGAAUGUCUUCCCUUUUAAAUUCAUCGGACAGUUCAGAUGAAGAACUUGUCCCCACAGGAGCCACCCCUCAGGUACAAGGACUACAGACAAAUGAUGACCUAAAUGAUGACAGCGACUCCUCAUCAGACAAUUGUGUCAUUGUUGGGUUUGUUAAGCCACUAGCUGAAAGGACCCCAGAACUUGUUGAGCUGUCUUCUGAUUCUGAGGAGUUGGGCUCUUAUGAGAAAAUGGAAACGGUGAAGACACAAGAACAAGAACAGUCUUACAGUUCUGAUGAUAGUGAUGUUUGUCGAUGUUCAUCUCCACGUUCUGUUCUUGGAAAGGAUGAACAAGUGAGUAAAAGCCAUUGUGAUUCUGAUACAAGAGUAAAAUCAAAGAAAGAAGAGAAACGAUCUACAUCAACUCCCAGAGACAGUUCAUCCACCAGAGGAGACAGAGCUUCUUCCCCAUACAUCAGUCGACACCGAAAGAGGGGAAGAUCGAGAAGUUCAGACUCACGGUCCCAGAGCAGAAGUGGGCAUGAUCAGAGGAAUCACAGGAAGCAUCAUGGGAAGAAAAGAAUGAAGAGCAAACGAUCCAGAAGUAGGGAGAGUAGCAGACCCAGAGCAAGAAGGGACAAAAAGAGAUCCAGAACUAGAGAUAGUAGCUGGUCAAGAAGAAGCCAGACGCUUUCUCUGAGUAGCGGAAGCACCAGCAGAUCAAGAUCUCGUAGCAGUGAUCAUGGCAAAAGAAGAUCACGAAGCAGAAAUCGAGAUCGCUAUUACUUGAGAAAUAAUUAUGGGAGCAAAUAUAAGUGGGAAUACACUUAUUAUAGCAGAAACAAGGACAGAGAUGGUUAUGAGUCAUCAUACAGGAAAAGGACUCUUUCAAGAGCCCGUUAUUCUAGACAAUCUUCAAGUCCAGAGCUCAAAAUUCAGUCUAUUUCUGAAAGAACAAAUGCUAGGAAGAAGAAUCACAGCGAAAGGAAAUACUACUACUAUGAAAGACACAGAUCAAGGAGCGUGUCCAGUAGUAGGUCAAGGACUACAUCUACUGGGCCUGACCGGGUGAGAAACGAAAAGCCUGGAGGGAAACGAAAGUACAAAACCCGGCAUUUGGAAGGUACUAAUGAAGUGGCUCAGCAGUCUCGUGAUUGUGCUUCCAAAGUGAAGGACAGUCACUACCAAAAAUCAUCAAAACUUGAUGGAAAUUAUAAAAAUGAGAGUGACAGCUUUUCAGAUAGCCGAUCAUCAGACAGAGAGACAAAACACAAGAAGAGGAAAAGGAGGACACGUAGCCUGAGUGUAGAGAUAGUUUAUGAAGGAAAAACUACUGACGCAACUAAACACCAUAAGAAGAAAAAGAAGAAGCAUAAGAAGAAGCAUAAGAAACACCAUGGAGACACUACUUCCCGUUCCCCAGUUGUCAUAACCAUCGACAGUGACAGUGACAAGGACCCUGAAGUGAAGGCAGCUGUGGAAUGCAGCGAUGGUAAUCCUACACAGCCUUUCCACAAUGAAGUUUUGACUCCUUCCUUGGAAGCCUUUGAAACGAGAGAUGUUGUCACAAUAGAAGAUGAGUUUGGUGUCCUGGAUAAGGAAUGUGAUGUUACUGCACUUUCUGAUGACUUGAGUACCAGCCGGACCCUGGAUAAUAGUGUACCACCAGCAGUCUCAGUUGAACAAACUCUUGAUGUAAGAGAAGAAAGCACCUUUGCCUCAGAUUUAGAGAGCCAGUCCAGUAACAUAUCUAUUCAGACUGAGCCAUCGAGACCACUGUCAUCUCCAAGGACCUCAUUGUUGUCGGCAGCUCUUGAUGGAGACUGUGAUAUGUCUUAAAACUGCCAAAGCAUCUCAUUGAUAAUUCAGAGGCUAUAGAAAAAUGUAGGGGGAAAAGUCAUCUACUGCAGUCUAGAUGACUUGUUGAAAAAACUUUGCCUCAAAAUAUUUUGUGUUUGUGUGUGUGCUAAUUUGUAAAAAAUCAUUUGUUCAAAAGGUAUGUAUGUCCUGUCCCCAGAUAUAUGCACUUUUAAGUGAAGAAAACGUUGCUAGCAGUUUAUUUAAAACUUGGGAACCUUUUUAAAUAAAAAUAAAAAAAUUAGAAGUUAUUUCAUAAAGCCAUAUGGUAUUGGCAUAUUUUUAUGGUAGUAUUUUUGAAUUUUUUUUCGAGAGUUACUCUGAAAAUGUGUUACAAGCUGGGAGAAUGCUUUUGGACAGUUAUUUUUCAUAAAAAAAUUGUAUGAUUGAAAACCAUUUUUUAGGGUGAAAUACAUCAUUUUAAUCUGCACAGGUUAUCUUGACAUCUGCCAAAAGUAGAGUUUAGUAUCUUGUUUAUAUAUUUGUUUAUCUGGACUGGCAGUAAAACAAAUGUGUAUUCAACAAAAGACAAUAAAAUAGACACAGUAAAAGAACUCAAGACCUUUAACUGUGCAACAUUGCUUCCUUCAAAGUUUGCUAGAGCCAAAGUCUUAAAAACCGGGUGACCAUUUACAGGUCCCAGUUUCAGUGGCUGAUCCAGGUCUUCAUUAACUGACCUUGAGUGUUUAUUUUCUUAAGGAAAAUUACUUUCUAGCAUUUGGCUUAAUACAAAAUGCAAGCCCUGACCAAACUUUCCUUUGGCAACUUUUCACAUCAAGUGACUCCUUAUUUUUAAUCUUUAGAGAAAAUAAAAUGGCUCUAUAUCUAGCUCAAUAAAAAGGAUUUUCAUUGACGAUCAGAACUUGAACUUAAUCCAGAUUUAGGUUUCAAUUUGCCUUGUUUUCCUGGUUUCAUUCUUGACUGGAAAUUGGAAGGUUUUUAGUGGGAGAACAAGGCAGGUAAACUCCUUGUCCUCAUGUAU